AUGGCCGAUCGGCUUCCGGACGAGCUCAUCGUCGCCAUCCUUGAGGAGCUUGCCGCGUCCCGCGUCGGCGGCAACAGCGAGGAGCAGGUCGAGGACAAGGACGUGCAGCGCGCGCUCGCAUACCUAUGUCGAACGUCGCACCGGUUCCGUCGACUCGCGCAACCCGUCUUAUGGCAGCGUGUCGUCCUCGGCGACGGCGCGCGGCUGGACAAGCUGCUUCGCCACGGUGCGCCUGCGUCGCUCGGCCACUUCACCGAGCAGUUCGUCAUCAAGCCAGAUGUCAGCAUCAGCAGUGGCAGGACGGUGUUCGAGUGCCGCAAGGGCGUGUCCAUCGCCACUGUUUGUCCAAAGGUCGUCGAGCUCGUCGUCAACCUCUUCAACCCGCGGUUCUUCUUGGCCUCGCUCGACCACCGACUCGUUGCGUCCCACAAGUACCUACGCCGGCUGUCCCUCGUCCACCUCGAGAUCACCGACCACCCCUUGCCGAGCCUCGCCCACCUCGAGGAGCUCAGCGUCACGCACUGCAAAGCCAAGCCCGACAUCAUCCGCAACUGGAUUGCGCCCCUGCACAUGCCUUCGCUGCGCGUCAUGCACAUCGCCAGCAUAUUGUCGGACGUGGAGUAUGCCCCGCUCGACAUCCUCCUCGACAACUCGAUCAUCGCUCAAGUCGAUGUCAUGCGCAUCCACUGCAGAGUGCUCAGCCUCAGUCACGAGACUCCCGAGCUGGCGAGGUCCACGUCGCCGCCUGUACUGGUGGAUCACGCCGUCGGCCGCAGCGCCCUGAACCGCCAUGAGCUCUGUUUCAAGCCAAGCGCCGAGCAGAUCGAGUACCACCGCUACUAUAGCCUCGACGACACCCUCCAGUUCCUGAGAAAUGACCCGACUGCCGGGUCCGUCGUCCUCGUCUUUCCUCGGUCCUUCCUCGCCCUCGCGCGUACCUCGGUCGACUUUGCCGCCGCCCUUGUCGACGUCGAGGCGCAGUGCGCGAUCAAGGGCGCGCGCAUCAGCUGGUAUAACGACGACGACCCGUUCUCGAUCGUUCCUCGCGAGUUCGUACAGUACGCGCGCGAGCUCAAGGCGGCGAGACGGGCGCGCGAGGAGAAGGGCGGCCGGGCCUGA
This is a messenger RNA of Rhodotorula graminis WP1, 1119 nucleotides long. RefSeq lists its product as uncharacterized. The transcript has 2 exons. The coding region runs from base 1 to 1119 and encodes 372 amino acids. NCBI's taxonomy places the organism in Eukaryota, Fungi, Basidiomycota, Microbotryomycetes, Sporidiobolales, Sporidiobolaceae. The record is from RefSeq and is a predicted model, not a curated record.